AUGAAAAUCCAACUUCCCAAAGAUGACAAUUAUAUUUUGAUGCUCGACAAAAUUAGUAAGGAAGAAAAAUUUUUUAUACACAUCUUAUCAACAUGUAAUAAUGAAGCUCUACUAAACCAUUUAGUUCCAUUUGUUGAAUGGGUAUGGGUUAAAUCAGAUUUAAUUGCAUGGGCCCCUGUAUUAAAUAGGUUUGAUGAUUUACUACAAAAAUAUAUUAUCCAUAAUAAGCUAAACAAAAAAGAAGAAAAUGCUGCUAAUCAAGAGACAAAUAAUGUAAAUGUAGAAAAUGGAAAUAUCAAUACAAACGCAACGUGCCCAGAUGAUUCAUUUAUACCAUCAGACGAAUUAGUAGAAGAAAUUUUAAGAUUUACUUAUUGUAUAUUAGAUAAUUGUCUUAACAAAUCUAAAUAUAAUUCUUUAGAUCAUUUAUUAGCAUUACUAUGGUGUUUUAAUCCAAAGAUAUCAAUUUUAUCAGCUGAUAUUUUAAAUAUUUAUUAUCUAUUUAUAAAAAAAACUAAAAAAAAUGAAAACAAAAUAAACGAAAUAAUAAGCUCCUUAUCAGCAUUAAUAAAUAUACCAGUUCCAAACUUUUUACAUCCAUAUAUAAAUAUAGAUAUUGGUAAUAUAAAUGACAACAAUUAUAUAUCAGGAAUAAUAUUAUAUUAUUUACAUGAUUUUAAUGAUAAAAAAUAUAUGAAUAAUAUUUAUUCUAAAAUAGAAAAUAAACAACUUUUAGAUUUAAUAAAUUAUAAAGAAAUUGAUUUAAAUAAAAUUACAUUAAAUAUCGAUGAUAAUGAAAUUAAUUUUACAUCUAUAUUUCCAAAUCAAGUUAGUUACAAUGAUUCUAAAGAUGUACUUCAAAAUGCUUAUGAUCAAAUUGUGAAUAAAUAUAAUAUUAAUGAAAAAAAAAAAUUUGAUUUAAGACAUAAAUUAAGAAUAUAUAUAGGAUUAAUAUGCCCAAAAUAUAGAAAACAAUUAUUUAAUCUUAGAUAUUUAAUUAUUUGUGGAUCCUUAUCAAUUAAUUCGAUACUAUAUACACAAAUUAUUCCUGGUAAUAAUAUUUUUAUACAAGAAAUAUUAUAUAUAUUAAAAUAUCAUAAAUAUAUUAAUAAUAAAACUUUAUCUAUUAUAUUUGAUUUAUUAACAACGGCUAUUGAAUCACAUAUACAUUAUAAAGUAGUUUCAGAUAUAUUGGGUCUUAGAUUGCAUAGUGGUUUAUUUAUUAGCGUUCUUAAAUAUUAUCUUAAUUAUUUUCUAUCACCUUAUGUUAUACAAAAAAAUAUAUGUCCCUUAUAUAUUAUGAAAGAAAGUGAACAAGAAAUAUACAGUAUAAACCAUAUUAAUCAGUUAUAUAUAAAUAAGUCUCAAAAUUAUAUUAAUCCUAAUCUACAGUCACAAAAUAAUUAUCUUUUCCAAAACAAUCAAUCUCCUCAAAUAAAUAUGUACGAACCAGGAUCAGAAAUUUUAUCUAAUAAUAAUUUAAGAGAUCCUAUAGAAUCAUAUAAUGAAUCUCCUGAAAAUGCUAUGUCAUCUUCAAUUUUAUCAAAUUUAAAUUCUUCUGAUCUAUCAAUUAUAUCCCCAUCAAGAUCUUAUAUAAAUAGAGAAGUUGAAUCUUUUCUAGAAAAUAAUAAUGUUCUACAUAAUCCAAACCAAUUAAUCAACACACACAAUCAUGAAACGUUUAACGCAACAGACCAAGCCCAAUCACAAUUAAAUACUAACCAAGUUGAAAACAAUCAAUUGAUAAUUAGUAAUAAUAUAAAUGAUAUUUUUAAUCCAAAUAAUGAACAAAACGUAUCUCAUAUUUCAGCUAAUAAUGAAAAUGAACAAGUUGAUGAAACAAAUUUUGAAAAUUAUAUAAGCGAAGAUGUAAUAAUAGAUAAUAUAAAAAAUUGUAAAAAAAAUGGAGAAAAUGAAUUUAUAAAGGUUACAAAAAAAUAUUUCAAAGAUUAUAAAAAACAAAAAAAAAAAAUAUCAAUGAUGUUACAAUUAUUAACUUUAUAUCAUACAUGUAUAAUGGAACCAUGUCCUAUUUUGACAAUAGCACAACAAAAUACUUUGAAGUCAUUCCCUUUAUAUUUACAAGAUAGUUAUACAGUUAAUUUACCUAUAGUACAUUUAUUACUAAGGAUAAUGGAAACAUUACUAGAUUUUACACCAAACUUUUAUUUUACUGAAAAAAAUGAAGAUGAAUUAUAUAAAGUAUUAUUAUACCGUUUUCAAUAUGAAAUAUUUAUGAUAUCAGAUUCUUUUUAUCACAUGAAUAAAAAUGAUAUGUUAAAAUAUUAUUUUACUCCAUUCUCUUAUGAAAAAUAUGAUCAAACAUUUAUUGAAGCAGAAGACGUAGAUAAUUAUAUACAGAACAAACUCAUUAACCAAUAUAAUAAUAAUCCUACAAUAAAUGAGAAUAACAUUUUCCAGCCAUUUAUUACCCCUAAUAAUAAUAUGGAAAUUGAAAUUCCAAAAAAAAGUGAAGAUUUGUCUCAACAGGAAGUAAAAAAUUAUGAUACCAUAUUUUCUAUAAAUAAUUCAAGCUUAAGAAAUAUUUUUGAAAAAUACGAUAUUAAUAUGGAAACAUCAGAAGAAAUAAUAUUAAAUAGAUUUACAUUUUGGAUGAAAUUACAUAUAUAUAAUGAAAGAAUAAAAAUUACAAAAAUAAUUAUAAAGGCUUUAAAUUUGGCUUUAAAAGGAUAUUCACCAACAGAUACAUUAAUUGAUAUAUUUACUAACAAUUAUAUAUCAGUAAAAAUAAUUAAAUAUAUAUUAAAAUAUCCAUAUAAAUUUGGUUUAUGUAUAUAUGGAUAUAUAUUAGGAUUUAUAUAUGAACAUAUUUAUGAAGAUCCAACAAUAUUAUCUACCUUAUUAAAAGAGGGAAUAUUAAAUGCUAUGUUAAAUAGUAUAAAUGAAAAUAAUUUUAAAAAUGAAACGGUUCUAAUUUAUGUACCAUCUUUAUUAUCCCUUAUGUUUAUACAUAGUAUUGGAAAAUCUGCUAUGAAAAAAUUGGGAUACAGUCCUAUAUAUAAUCUAUUUUAUUUUGUACUAAAAAAAGAUUAUUUUUUUUAUGAUCGAUUUGGUGAUAUAGCUGUUUCAAUUGGAAAUAUUGCAAAUGAGUUAGAAAAUUAUGGAUUUACGAUGAAAGAUUUUGUAACUUUCCAUAUUAUGUUAUUAAAAGAAUUAUAUUUUGAAGGUAUAAAUUUAGGAUAUUGGAAAUGUAUAGACUAUAAUUAUUUAGAAAAACAUGUUGAGCAAUUUUUAAAAAAACCAAAUGAUAUCAAAUUAAAUGAUUUAAAUAUAGAUAAAUAUAAACAUCGUAAAGAUAAUUUCUUUUUCGAUAGAUUAUCAAUUGUUUGUAGAUGCAUUUUAUCAUAUAUGAAAGGAUCAUGGGUAAAAGCAUUUAUUAAAUUAAAUGGAUUAAAAAUAUUAAUGUCUUUUACUAAUAUUAUUAGUCUCCCUCCUAAUUAUUUAAGUAUUUUUGAAUACCAUCCUAUUUAUUCAUUUAUUUUAAAGAUAUAUCUAUACACAUCAUUUAAAAAUAUGUGUAAUCAGUUUUUAUACCCCCUAUACAAUUAUACUAACUUUUUACAAUAUGCUCAAUACAUUAAUCUAAUUUUUAAGGGCGAACUUUGCUUUGAUCUGGGAGAGAAUAUAGUUGUUGUCAAGCAGUCUGAAAUUAAAAAAUUCGAAGCAAAUAAUGUAAACAUUAACGAUGUAACCCCAGAAUUUCAUUUUAAUAAGUUGCAAAAUCAUGAUUUGUCUCAAACCAGUUUUAUUUCGGGACCCUUUAUCGAUAGAAACAAAAUGAUUUUACAUUGUAUCACUCAUUUGUUUAACAUAUUAUAUUUUUUGAUCGCUGCAUAUGCAGAUACAAAAGGAUUAUAUGCUAAUGAAGAUAAAUUAUAUGAAACUACAGAAUUAUCAAAUAAAAAAGUUUUAGAAAUAUUUUCAGAUAUACUUAUAACUAUAGAAAGUGUAUAUGAUUUUUAUUUUAAUUUAUAUUUUUAUCAAACAAACGACUUAUCAAAUAAUGUUUCUUUACAAUCAAAAGAUAAAGUAUCUAUACAUGAACAUAUAAAAAGGAAACUUCGAAUAAAUCAAAAUAAAUCAGACUAUUUGUUAUAUAACUUAUUUUGCUCAACUCGUUCAUUAUUUUGUUAUUCAGUAAAUAAUAAUGCUUAUGAAUUAAAUAAUAAUCAAAUAAAAACACAUCUAAUAUAUGACAUAGAUCAAAAUGACUAUAAAUUAACAGAUCAUUUAAAAUUACUAGAAAAUGAUGAUAAUGUUUAUAAAGCUAUUUAUAAAUAUACAUUUUCUCAAGUCUUAUUAGAGUUUAAUUCAUUUAAUCAUAAAAAUUGUAAAACCCCUUCAGAAAUUGUUGCACACAAGAAGAAAGAAAAAUCAAAAUUUAAAAAAUAUUUUCCUUCCUUCUACAAUUCAGAAAAUAAAACGAAGAAAAAUAACACAACCAGUGAUCCUACCAUUUUGCCUACUAAUAAUAGUGCUCUCAACGAUUUAGAAAGUAAUAAAAAUUCUGAAAAUAAAAAAUUGAGUCGGGAAGACAUUUUAAAAAUAUAUUACACAUGUAUGAAUCAAUCUAAACAAGGCAAUACAAAUGGAAAUGAACAAAAUGAUGUAAAGCAAAAAAGUGAAAAAUAUAAUGAUUACUAUAUCAAUGACGAAAAUGUUAAUAUCCAUACUAGCUAUCCUUAUCAAUCAAAAUAUGUUAUGUGUGAAUCCUUAAAAUCUUUGCUUGUAAUUAUCAAAAGUUUUUUUGUUAUGUUAAAUAUGUUGUGCCACUCAAAACAAGCCAAAUUAAAAAGCAAUUCCAGUUAUAUAUACUAUAAUAUAAUUCAGCAAAAACAUUUACUAUGUAUUAUUCGAUGCUUAACAAAAUGUAUGUUGAAUGUACCUUUAGUUUCUAAGCCUAUUCAUGAAAAUUCUUGUAUCGGUUCAAACUCUCUAUAUAAUAUAUUAUCUGAUCAUAUAACAUUAGAAAAAAUGAAUUAUUUAGAUAACAAUUGUAGUAACGAGUGCACUAACUUUUUUACUGAGGAUAUUUAUGGAAAUGGGUCAGAAAAUGGAUUAAAAAAUAGCGGAAAAAACUUUCAAAAUAAUAAACAAAAUUUUAAUAUCUAUGAUUAUUCUUAUACACCAUAUAUUAAUUUUCAUACUCAAAAAAUUGAUCCAUUUUAUCCAGAAUAUUUUUAUAUGGAAGAUAUAUUAUUUAAAAAAUAUAACCUUAAUUUUUUUGGAACUAAAGUUGUGCCAAAUAAAGAUCUUAUGAGCACAGAAGGGGCAAAUGAAGAGGCAAUUUUUGAGGCAAACAAUUCUGAAAACUGUAAUUAUAAUAAUACCAAUAUGAAUAGGCAAAAUAACAACAUCAUAGAUCAAACAAUAAAAAGUAACUCCAAUUAUAAAUUAAGUGACUAUAAUAAAGUUCACAUAUGCACAAUUACAUCCGAUUCUUACAAUGCUAACUCUAUACCUAAUGUUUCAUUUAACGAUAUAGAUAAUAUGAAUGACAUGAAUACUCAAAACAAUAGUAACCAAUUUGCCAGAGGAACAGGUAUUGCCAUUAGCUCAAUUAAUGGCUGUAGAAAAACGCCGCUUUUUAAUGACGAUCGAAGUUGCAAUAUAAAUAAUAAUAAACGAUUUGGUAAUAAUAUAAAUAGCCAUAAUGAUUCUAAAAAAUGUUCAAAUGAAAAUAAAAUGGAAAAAGUCAAAAUAAAUAUAAAUAGUUAUACACCUAUAAAAACAGUUAAAUAUAUUUCAGAAUUAAUAAAUACAUUACAUAAAUUAUUAUCAGAUAGUAAAUUAGAGUUUGUUAGUUAUUUUUACUUUUUAGAUUUAUUAUAUAAAGUUGGAACAUUUGAUUUUAUUUUCAAUAUGUUUAACUAUUUAAUGAGUGUAUAUAUAUCUUUACUAGCUAUAUAUUUUAAAAAAAUGAAAAAUGAAAAGAAUCCAAAUUUUUACUCUAAUUUUACAAGCUAUAUACCUAUACAUAUAAGUAAAAAUUAUACUUGUACUAAUACUUAUUUUGUAAGAUAUGUAAUAAGAUUAAUGCAAUAUUUUGCAAAAUCAGAUAUAAAUACAAUCAAAAUAUAUAUGGAAAUAACUAUAAAAAGUAUAAAUACAUUUUUAGACUUUUUUAUGAAUAUAAUAAGUAUUGGAAAGUUUAAUGUAAUUUUCUUUACCUCAAAAAUGUUACACCCCUUUACAAAAUUAAAUCGAUCAUAUGGAAAACCCAACAAUAAACAUGAAAAAAAAACAAGUCCCCAAGAUAAUGAAGAUAAUCCUGAUGAUAGUCAAAAUCCUCACUCUUAUUCAAAUAAAGAUGAUCAUAAUUCAAAUGCAAAAAUAAAAAUAAAUGGAUCUAGAGAUUUUAUUACUACAACAGAUGGAAAUGGAGAAAAAAAUAGUUUUAUCCAAAAUAAAAAUAACACACGAUUUACCAAUAAUAAACAAAAUUAUAAAAAUAAAAAAGAAGACGAAAAUAUUAGAAAGGAAGAUGAAAGUAACAAAAAAGAUGAUGAGAAUGAUAAAUAUUUUACUUAUAAUAAUAAUUUUUCAUUUACCUUAGAUUAUUUAGAUGUAAUUAAUACAAUCAGAUCAGUGAAAUGUGAUAUAACAAAUAAUAUCUUUAUGUGGUUAACAUAUAUUAACAGUACUAGUGUAAAAAUAAAUAAUUUAGGAAAAAAUAAUAUAUAUAUAAAUUUUAACAAUAAUAUUAUUUUUGGAUUUUUAAAAAUAAUACUAAAAUUUAUCUACCAUUCUAUUGAUACCGAACCUAAGCUUUUAGAAUUUUGGGGAAAGGAACAAAUGAAAGAUAAAAAAUUUACAGGAAAUAAAGAAAAAGAUAAAGAGAUGUAUAAUUAUCCAAAUAUUGAUAUAUUACAAGAAUUAAAAUUAAUGGGCUUUGAUGAAAAAAAUAUUUAUGAUUCAUUAAAUUGUUCAGGAACAACUGAUUUAUACUCUACACUAAACUAUUUAGAUAAAACACGAGAAAAAGAUAAUCCAUUUUCUUUAAAAACUGAAAAAGGAGAUACAUCAUCUCAUAAUAUAAAUAAAGAAAAUAAAAUACCUUUCUAUUAUGGAUCUGAUGAAAAUAGUAGUGAUGGAAAUUCGACAAAUCAUAAUAGAAGUAGACGAAAUAAUCGAUCCGAAGAUGCAUUUAGAUUAAAUUCAUUUAUUGACAAUAUGCAAUCACUAUCAGAAAAUAAUGCAGCUAUAAAUCGUGUAGAAAAUAACAAUAUAGAAGGGUUUGAUACAAAUUCUGAAAAAGUGCCCGAAACAGAUAAUGGAAAAAAAAGUAAUAAAAAAAAUGAACAAAAUAAUAAUAUGCUCUAUAAAGAAGAUAAAUAUGUUUUAGGAAAAUAUCCUUUCAUGUAUGAAAUAUUAAAAGAAGCAAAAGAAAAAGGAAAACAUGCAAGACUACAUUAUUUUGAAACUAUUAUGGAUCCAUAUAAUAAAAAGAAUAUGAUCUUUUAUAUACAAUAUUAUUUAAAAUUAUUGAAGAAGAAAAUAUUCCUUUCAUAUAAUGAAAAUAAUAUAAUUAAAAAGUUUUGGAACGAUGAAAAAUAUUUAAUACUUAAACAAUAUAUAUAUAAAUACAUAUUUAAUAUGCUUAUAAAUAUAAUGAUUACAAUUCCAUAUAAUGAAUUAUCAUUUAUGAAUCUAUACCUAAGUUUUCUAGUCAUAGACAUUGAUAAAAAAUCAGUUAAACUAUUUUUAGAUCAAUAUAAAAAAACAAUACAUGAUAAAAAUAGUAAUAAAAGUAGAAUAUUUAAUCAUCAAGAUGUUAAAAUUAUUAUUUUAUAUUAUUUUAUUGAAAAUAUUUCAAAAAAAAUUAAAAUGCUAAAAAAUGAUGAAUCAUUCCCAUUCGAACCAUUUUACCAUUGUAAUCAUUUAUUUAUGUACUUUAAUAAAAAAAAAACAAAAAAUGAAAAAAAAAGUGAAAAAGCAAAGAAAGGAACAACAAAUCAAACACACAACCCUCUCAAUAAUAUGACCCACUCAAAUAGCAAUGAAACUAAUCCUAAUACUUCUCUAAAUAAUCCUACAAAUAAUAUAGACAUUACUAAUACUACUUCAAAUGAAAAUAAUCAAAAUCAAAGAAAUAAUUCCGUCAACAAUCGUCCCGAAAAUUAUCAGCAUGGCGAUUAUGACACAAGCAAUCAUAGUGAUGAUAAUAUGGCAGAAUCGAACUUACAAAAUAGUAAAAUAAAUAAUGAAGAAAUAAAUAAUCAGCAGAAAACUAAUAUUACAACCAAUGCAGAUCUAAAUAAACAAAGUAAUGAUGUGAAAUCCUCAUUAUAUGGAAUGAAAUAUAUCAAAGGGGAUAUGGAUAUAAUAUAUCAAUCUCAAAGAGAUAUGGAAAUAUAUUCUUACCAUUUCUGUUUGUACAUGCUAUACUUUACUCUUUUUAAUAUUAUAAAUAAAUAUAGUCUAGCCAAAAAUAUUAUUCUACAUAUAGAUAGGAAUAUAAUAGAUUACUGUAUUUUUUUUAUACAAAAAUUUAAUAUAUCAUAUUUAAAAAGUGUAGAAAAUAGUGUUAAUCACUUUUUAACAGAACAAAAUGAAUUACCAACUAUGCUUCAAAAAAAAACAGCUAGCAAUUCACAAAUGUUAAUAAAUAAAGAUACUCUAAAUGUAAGUAAUACAGAAAUAUGCACAAAUUGUGAUAAUAAUUUAGCCAAAAAUAACAAAAAAAAAAGAAAAUACAAUAAAAUACAUACAUGCGGGCAACCUGAUGAAAACACAAAUUGUACUGGGUGUGCUAAACAAAUCAAUAACUCUAUUAAUACUGCCAUGCAAAAUAUAAAUGAUAAUGAACAAGAAAAUAUUUCUCAUGAUCCAACACAUACUAAUGAAUAUAUCAACAAUAGCCAAAUAAUAAGUGCUAUGAAAAACGAAGAAAAUAGCAAUGAAAGUAAUAUAUUAAAUUAUGAUGAGCAAAUAAACCAAACAAAUGAAACGAACAAUUUUGAAGAUAAAAAAAUAAAUAUAAUGUAUAAUAAAGGACUAGUUGUAAAUCAAUCUAUAAAAACAAAUAACAUGUUAAUACCUUAUUGGAAUUUUCUCGAUGUAGAUAAUUCUGAAUAUAAUCAAAAAAACGCUAUUAAUAAUUCAUCAUUAGAAAAUGAAGAAAAUAAAUUUAUUUCAUUAUAUUCCAAACCACCAUGUUUUUACACACCUUUAUUUAUGUGCUUAUAUAAAAUAAUUAUUAACUAUUCAUUAUACAAUUUUAAUGAUAAAAAUAAAAAAUUAUUUAAAAAAAAAAAAGAAGAAAAUUUAAAUGAAGAAAAAUCAUUUUAUUCAACAAAUAUAGGAACAGAUGGUACUACUCUUAAAACAGAAAAAAAUUCUAUAAUACAUAAAGAUAACUUACUUUUUACUAAAACUGAAAAAAUUAACAAUUUCAAUGAUAAAAGAAAUUCAAAUAAUAAUAUAAUAUUUGAUAUGGCAUUAUCUCUAUCAAACCAAAUCAAUGCAAAUAAUAAUGGCAUAAAUAUUUCGCAGAAAUUGAAUAUGGAAAAUAUAAGAUUUAUAUCUUCAGAAAAACAACAUAACAUAAUAAAAAUAUGUAUCGAUACAUUACAUUUCUUUAAAGGAUAUAAUUCACAACUUUGUUUAAGUAUUUUACAAAUUAUAGAAUAUUUAACGACUACUUAUAAUAAUGUUGUAUUUUUACUCUCCUAUCGACCUCCAAAUGUGUAUAAACAUUUUAGAGAAGUUUUUGAAAUUGAAGAAAGGAAGAAAGCUAAAUUGGCAUAUAGUACCAAUACUAAUAAUUGUUUUGAAAAAAUAAAUAAAUCAGAAAAUGAUAUAAAAAAUAACACAGAAUACGGUUUAACAGAUAUUCAUAAGAUAGGCCAAUUUAAAAAAGAAAAAAAUAUUGAAGGUGAAAAUGAAAGUAGUAGUAAUAAUAUUUCAGAACUUGAUAUUAAUGAAUUAAUAUUACAAAAUAUGUGUCAAAGUAGUUUAGGAAUUCUUCUAACAAUAUCAAAACAUGCAAAAUUUAAAGAUAUGCUUAUUAUACUUAUAAAUAUAUUAAUUCAAUGUUUUACAGACAAUUAUGUAAUAAUGAAUAAAAUAGAAUAUAGCUUGAAAUCAUAUUUCUUAUGUCAUGGAAUACCAGUUAAAUGCUUCAUGAAAAAAAAUGAUUUAAAAUCAAUAAAGAAUAAUGAUUUUAUAAAUGCAUUAGGAGUAUCUUUGAGUGAAUUAAAUGAAGCUUUAUAUCCAUUUAUAUUUAAAAAUCCUCAAUUAUAUGAAGAAAUAUUAACUAGCUUAUGUUUCUUUCCCAAUCUAAAAUAUGUUAAAAAUCCAAAAAAAGAUAAAUAUGAAGAUAUUAUGAAUACCUCAGUUAAUGUUUCAUAUGACCCAAGUAUUUUAAUAAAUUCCGAUUUUGAUUCUGGCAAAAAUUUUCAUGAAAAAAAUUCAAAUAUAGAUUAUAUUAAUAAUAAUGAAAUUGAGGAUUUACUUGAAAAAAGUUGUAAAAAUCAAUAUUAUUUAAAUUGUUUACCAAUACCAGAAAAUAUAAAAUCUAUUUAUAUGUUAUCAGACAUAGCUAAUAGUACAAAAUGUCUAAAAAAAUAUUAUAUGAAAAAUAAUUUUUAUAAUUUUUAUAUAUUAGCAACAUUGAUAGAUUUCCUAAACUUGUUCACUAUUAUUCAAAGUAAAACAAGAGUAACAAAAUUAAAUGAAAAAGAACAAAGACUUAAAUUUAAUCAAAAAUUAAUGGAAAUAUAUGGAAAUGAUGUUGAUUUUGAUAAUGAGUUAGAUUAUAAAGUUAUGUAUCCAUUUGCCUUAACUGCUGAUAACUUACUUUUUAUUAUUAAUUUAAUUUUCAAAACAUUUAAACAUUUAAUUGUUUACUUGAUUAAAAUGCCACCAUUUAAUCAAAAAAUUAUUAAAACAUUUAUUCAACCAGAUAAUACUCCUAUCAAUAAAGGAGAUAAUUUAUACACUACUGAUAAUACACCUUUCAAUAAUGGAAUUGAAAAAUCAAGUCACAUGGGAAAUAAUAUAAAUAAUAGCGGGUCAAAGGAUAAUAAAAUUUGUUCGAUUCAGCAAAAUAGUACUAAUUUGCUUUUUACAAAAAAUAAAAAUGUAAGUACCACAUCUCAUAUUAAUAACUUGGGCAAUAAUAUGAUAGCGAAAAAAAAUAUUUACGAAACCAAAACAGAAACAGAAAUAACAAGACCAGAUUCCAUAAAUUCAUAUAAAGAAAUAUCUGAAUAUUAUUUACAAAAUUAUAUGCAACUAUUUUCUAUUUUUGAUGCAUCUAAAUUAAGUUUUAGAAGUUGCCUAUUCCCCUUUUUAUCGGAUAACACAAAUAUAUCAGAUAUUAAUAAACAAUCUAAUAAUGAUAAAAAUAGUAUAAAUAAUCCAGAUCAAACACAAACAAAUAAUUACAAUAAUAUAGCUUUUACACCAUUUUUAAUAUUUUUAUUUAAAAGAAUAUUACCUCAAUUUAUUUGUAUGAGCAAUCCUAUUAUAUAUAGCCCCUAUUCAUUUAGCAAUUUUGAAAAAAAAUUCACAAACAAUAUAGAUAUUUACUAUGCAUCACUAAAUAAUAAUGAGUCUAAAAAUAUGGCAUAUAUAAAACAUAUAUUUAAUUUUGUUCAGUUAAUUUUUGAUAUUCAUAAUUCUAAUUAUGAUAUUCAUAAAAAAGUAGUACUUGAAAUUGUCCACUUAUUAAAAAUUUAUUCAAAUUUUCAAAAAAAAAAAGAUAUCAUUAAUAAUAGUGCAUUCACAACAGUAAUGAGUGUUUUCUCAAAUGCCAUAAGUUCAUUACUUUUUAAAUUAAUCAAUGAAGAUCAAAAUGUUAAAAUUGAAAAAAACUCAAUAGUAGUUGAAGAUAAACAAAUAUUAAAAAAUACAAAGAACUUAUCAAAACUUUUAGAUUCUCUUGUAAAGAUUGAAAAAAAUACAAAAGCUAACAAUGAGAAUGAUGAUGAUAAACUUUACCAACAUGGAAGAAGAAGUAGUAUUGGAAGCAUCAAAAAAUAUGUCAUCAAAAGUAGUGGAGGAAAUAAAAAGGGAAUUGGCGAAAAUCCAGAUGAUAAUAAAGAAGAGGAAGAAACAGAAAAAGUGUUUGCAUAUAGUAAAGAACAAUUAGUACUAUUUAGAAAUUCAUUAUGCAAUUUGUUAAAUAAAUUAGAUUAUGGAAAAGAUGAUUUUGUAAAUACCGCAACAUCUAUUAUACGAUCUUUAUCUGUUUUGACAUCAUCAUCAAUUAUGGGACAUCCUAUUAAAAGUCCAAAUAUAAACUCUCAUAUGAUAAAAUUGAAUAAAAUAAAUAAUGCUCAAAAAAAGAAAAAUGAUAAUAAAAUAAAAAGAAAUAAAAGAAGAAAAAAUAUAUCAUCUUCUACAUUUUUAAAUCCAUCAUAUAUUAGAUUUAGAUCAGAUUCAAGUAAUGAAAAUUCAGAUUCUUCAGAUAUUUCUUAUUCAGAAGGCUCAGAUGCAUCUCAUGAAGAAAAUUUUAUAUUCGGAGAUGAAGACGAUGAAGAUGAUAGUAAUAAUGAUGAUGAUAUCCAAUACGAAUAUGAAGAAGAAAUGGAUGAUGAUUAUAUAGAUGAAGAUGAUGAAAUAGAUAUAGAUAAUGAAGAAGAAGAUACUGAGGACGAUGAAGAAGAUGAUAAUAAUCAUGCCCAUGGUAGAAAUGAAGAUAUAUUUAAUGAAGGAAAUUAUUAUGACCAAGAAGUCGGAAUCAGUAAUAACAGAAUUAAUGCUAAUACACCUCAUGAAGAUGAUAGUGAAAGUCAUAGCAUAGAUGAUAACAAUUUCGAUGACGAUGAUGAUGAUGAUGACGACGAAAUUGACGACGAUGAAAUGGAUGAAGAUGAUGAUGACGAAAUUGAAGUUAUCGAUGAAAAUGAUGACGAUGAACUGGAUGAAGAUGAUGAUGAUGAUGAAGAUGAUGACGAUGAUGAACUGGAUAUUGAAGACGUUGAUAUAGAUGAAGAAGAUGAUGAAGAAGAUGAUGAAGAUGAUGAUGAUGAUGAAGAUGAAGGGGAAGAAAAUAGUCAUGAGCAUGAUGAUGAUGAUAAUAAUAAUAGAGGUUUACAUGUACAUGCUUAUUUAGUACAAGAUAGUAAUAUAAUAGAUGAAGAUCAGAUAUAUGAUCAUUCUAAUAAUUUAUUAUUACCUCAUGAAGUAGAUGAAAAUGAAGAAAACCUAUCAAACAUGGGAGAUAAUAAUAAUAAUAUAGUAUCUAGAUUAAAUUUAAAUUCAGAUUCUAGUCAUGAUCUAGAUGACGAACAAAGUGCUCAUAGAAUAAGAGAAAUCGAUGAAACAGAAGAUGAUACAGAAGAUGAUGAUGAAGAAGACGAUGAAGAAGAUGAUGAAGAAGAUGAUGGAGAAGAUGAUGAAGAGGAUGAUGAUGAUAUUGAUAAUGAUGAUGAAGUAGAUGAUGAUGAGGAAGAGGAAGAAAUUGAUGAAGAAGAUGUUGAAGGAAAUAAUUGUACCUUUAGUAUUAAUCAAAAUGAUGAUAAUGGUAUAUCAAAUAAUAAUAAUAUAGAUUCAAUUGAUAAUGAAAUACAUGUAGAUAAUUCAUUAUUAAAUUGUAAUGAAAAUCAACAUCAAAUUUUAGAUAUACUAUUAGAAGAAGAUGGAGCUUAUAACAUUAAUGAUGAUAUAGAUGAAUAUAAUGAUGAUUAUAUUGAUGAUUGUGACCAAAAUAAUAAAAAGCAACACAGUAUUUCUUUGGGUUUUAUUGAAUCGGCUAGAGAUACAAAAAAUGAUGAAAGAGAUAUAAAAACGGAAUAUCCAAGCAUGUCCAAUAAUCAUCCAAAUUCUUUAAACAAUCUACUUAAUCAAGCACAACAUGAUGAUACAUCAAAAGCUAACAUUUUUACCAAUCUAGUGCAAACUGAUAAAAUAAAUAAUACUGAUCAUGAUACAACUAAAAUGAAAAUAGAAAAUGAUAAUAAUAAUGCGAUCAUUAAUAGUUACGCAAAUCUAACAAGUGAAAGUAACAUAAAUAGUAAUACACACUUGAAGGAAGGAAAUGAUGGAAGCAAUAAUAAAAUAAACACCGGUGCAUAUUUAUCUGGGGAAAUUGACGAAAAUGAUGGUAACGUCGUAUCGAAUUGUAAUGAAAAUAAAAUAAAUGAUGAGGAAGAUGCUAUUGAUGUAGUACCAAAAACAAAUGAUAAUUCAUCAAAUAAUAAUAAUCUUAAUAAUGAAUAUGAUAUUAAUUUAAUCGAUUUAUAUUAUCAUUUUUACAAUUAUAAUAAUAGAGAUAUUAACACAAUGCUAAGUGAAAAUAAUAGUAUAAUGUAUUUGAAUGAAACUGGAAGAAUACGUUCAACGUGUGAAAAAAAUACAAAUAAUUUAAUUACUACAGAAAAUCAACAAAAUGAAGUUGUUUCAACUGAUAAUGUUCCCAAUCCAUCAUCUCUUAAUGAAAUGCCUGUAUCCGAAAACAUAAUAGAACGCAGAGCCAUGAAUAUUAAUAAUAAUAUUCCAAGUCGAAUAAACAAUUCACCAAUCAAUAGUACAAAUAUACUUAGCCUAAUGAAUCAACUUUGCUCUAACUUAUUAACUAUUAAUAGAAGACGAUCUGAUCCAAUAAAUAAUGCGAUAACCACAACUUUACAUUUACCAGAUGGAGUGAGAAAUAAUGACAGCAUAAGUAAUGUCAACAGAUUUGAUAUAAGUGGAAAUAUAAUUAGUGGAAAUAAUGAGUCAAAUCAAAAUGGAUUAACUUAUUAUCAUAUUAAUUAUGAUAGAAUGAAUAACGUGAUGGGACAAAAUCCUUUUAAUAAUUUAUCAAAUAAUAGACAAAAUAUAAAUAAUGCUAAUACAAACAAUAAUAUGAAUAAUACUAAUAAUAAUCUAAGAAAUUUAUAUAACAAUAUUAGAAAUUAUAAUAUAAGUGAUAAUAAUUUAGCAUCUAUUCGAAACUUAAAUUAUUCUAAUAUGCGCAAUUUUAGAAGCACUCCAUCUAUUGAAGAUGACGCUCCAAUUAAUGACAACAAUGAUAUGCCAAGAUAUGGUUCUAAUAUUUCUCAAGCUAACGAAAUUGAUGAAAAUGCUAGAAUUAAUGGUGAUGCUAUUAGAGCUAUCCCAAUAACUGACCCAACAGAUGCAGAAGACCAAAUAGAAAACAUCUCCCCUACUAAUAAUAUCGAUUCAAAUAAAUCUGAAAACAACAUGAACAAAAAUAAAAAUGAACAGAAUGCAUCUGAUAUUGAUGACAAUGGAAAAAAUUAUAAAGACGAUAAAAAAGAUCCCAAUAAUAAGGAUUCUAAAAAAGGAGAGAAAUUUACUUUAAUCGAUUCAAUCUUAGAUAAUGACAAGAAAUUAAAAAGUGAUAUCUGUAAUAUAAUGUAUAACAGAUUAUGCAAAUCUGUUCCAAAAGUUAACAUUAAUUUGCCAUUUGAUAAUUUAGUAGAGGAAAAAAAUAAAAUUAUAGACAAAAUUCAUAAGUCUAUAGAAGAAAAAAAGAAAAAGAAAAAUGAACUUCCAAUAGAUAUUAAAAAAAGCAUACUAAAUGAUGAAGAAUCAGCUAAAGUUGAUGAUGCAAUGUCAGGCAUAAAACUUGAAGAUCCUAGUGGCAAUUUGACUGAAAAUGUUACUAACUCACAAACCGAGGCACCACUCAAUACGUCUAUCAAUAAUGCUAAUGAAAUAGAGGAUCAAACAAAAAAACAGUUAAACGUCGAAGCGCAAAUCAACCAAGAUAAUAUGAAUGAAUCACCAAUUGGAAAUAUAUUAGAUAAUCUAGAUGAUGACUUAGAUCCUGAAGGAGACCUGACUCCACCAUUUCUUUCAGAACCACAGCCAAACACAAAUGACUUUAAUAAUUCUAAUAUAAAUGAUGCAUAUGGAGAAGUCACGCCAGAAGAUGAAGAAGAAGACCCAGAGGAUUAUAAAACUAUAAAUUAUGAUGAACUAUUUGAUAGAAUGCUAAAAAUUGAAUCGAUAUUUAUAAUUUGCUGUUCUUUAGGAAUAAAUGAAAAACAAUUUUUUGAAAUUAUAAAUGUUGAUAGAACAUUUCUUGUUGAACUUCCAACUAAUUUAAUAGAAGAAAUAAUAUUUCAACAUUUGAAAAAUAUAACUCUAAAUAAAAUAAUUGAAAAGGAGCAAGAAAAUAUAAAUAACGCCAAAAAAAUAACAAUAAAAACAUAUAAAAAAUAUCUAAAGUAUAAAGAAUUUAUCAAAUCACAAGAACAAUCUUCCAAUGUAUUACCAGAAAACGAAUCUAACGAUGCGACAGCUACCCAAAAUGAAACUGGCAAUACUUUACCACCAACUGGAGAAACAAAUAAUGAAACAAAUAAAGAACAUGAUGAAAAUGUACGAAUAUAUAAUAGUAUCAAAAAAAGCUAUCUUGAUGCAUUACCUUCAAGUGUUAGAUCCGAAAUCAAAAAAAGAAUUAUCGGAAAUAAAGGACAAAGAGCAGAUUCUCAAGAUGAAACAAAUAUAGCUUUUAUAGAAUCAUUAACUUCAGAUUUAAGGAGAGAUGUUUUAUCCUCAGCAAGUUUGAGAUUUAUAAGAACAUUAACAGAAGAAAUGAUUGAAGAAUCAAGAAAUUUAAGAUUUUCAGCAUUGAAUAACAGAUAUCCUAACAUUUUAACAACAAGUAAUCGACCAGCAAACGUUAGCCAAACUAAUGAAAAUAGUGAUGCUCAUGUGCAAUCUAGCAAUGCAAAUGCAGAAAAUAACGAAAAUGCUGAAAAUAAUGAAAAUGACGAAAAUAAUGAAAAUAACGAGCAUAGCGAAAAUAGCGAUAAUGAUGAAAAUGAUGAAGGCACUAUAAUUCCUAUAGAAAAUAUAACCAAUGUAUUAGACAGAGAUGAAAAUGAUGGAAUGGUUAUUAUAAAUGGUGAUCACAACGAAGUAGAUGAAAAUGAUGGAGAUACUAUUGUCAUAAAUGAUAUGAGAAAUAUGCCUAUCUCUAGUAGAUUAAGUAGAAGAGAAAGUUUACAGGGUAGAUUAGCAAACUCGGUUUUCAUAAAUGCACCUUCAAAUUUAAACAGUCAUACAAAUAAUAAUUUUAAUGGUGUAAAUGCCAUAAACAGCAUAAUAAUUAGUAGUAAUGAUAGAAGCCCAAGAAACAAUCGAAAUAUGUUUUUCCCAGGAAACAGAAAUAGUUUAAGUGGUAGACGAAGAUUCAAUAUUCCAAUAAGAAAUUCUUUACCAAAUAUAAAUAGAAAUAAUUUUAUCAGAAUAACUUAUAAUGAUAAUAAUAAUCCAAUUAUUAUGAUAAAUACAGGUCAUGAAAAUUAUGAUAAUAUAGCAGUUUCGAGAUUUCUUGACAACUUUUUAGGUUCAAGAUCAUCGGAUAUAUCUAUUCCGGGUAUGGGCUUAGGAGCAAAUAAUAAUAUUAGAGGAAAUUUUAUCCCUAUUCCUAACUCAAUGAAUGUAAAUGAUAAUAAUGAUAUAAAUAAUAACGCGAAUAAUGAUAACAAUCGAAGUGGUAACAAUAAUAAUGAAAUACACAGAAUAACAAAUGCAAAUAUAACAAACAAUGGAAAUAAUUUUAACUUUAACUAUGCUGAUGGUACUAAUAUUAAUCACCCAAGACAAUUAAGAAGAAAUGAUAAUAGAGCAAAUAACAAUAAUACUAAUAAUGCUGAUCAUAAUUAUAAUAUAAUGGGUGAUGAUAAAUUAUUAGAAAAAGAAGAUAAUGCUUCUCUCAGUAAAUAUUUAAAAAAUUUAUUCCCAUCAAAUAAUAAUAAACUAAAUGAUGACAAAGAAAAUGAUACUGCUUUAUAUGUAUGCUUAGAAGAACCUGUUCCUUCUCAAGCUUUAAUUGAUAUAUGUAGAUUAUUAUUUUUAAAAAAAGAAAUAAAUAAAAAAAUUAUGUUUACACUAUUUUGUAAUUUAAUUUGUUCUUAUCAAAAAACAAAAUUAUAUACACUUCAAUUAUUUAUGAAUAUAUUAUGGUCUGCAUCUAUAGAUUUACAUGGAAAAUCAGAUUCUCCAAAUUAUAUAGCACUAUCAAAUGUAAUUAAUUUCCCACCAAAGAUGUUAUAUCAAAAUGUAAAUAAAAAAACAUUAGGAUUAUUUUCAGAUAAUUAUUUUACUACAUCUUAUAUAUCAGCAGAAAGAGUUUUAGAACAAGUUCAAUCUUUACUCAUAACUAUUCCACAUAUUACAUCAUUUUUCUCAAUGGAAUUAAUACAUCCUGCUUUGUUUAUACCAAAAGAAAUUGAACAUAAAAUAAAAAAGAAAAAGCAAAAAACAAAUGAUGGAAAAAGAGGAAGUAUUGAUGGAUGUAGAUCAUUUUUAGAUGAACUAGAAAGAAAAAGAGACAAAUUAGAGUUAGAUCAAUUUGAAGAUACAGAGGAUGGUCGAUUAAACGAAUAUAACGAAAAUAAUAAAUUUGAUCAUAUAUCAAAUAAAAAUAAUGAACAAAAAGAACAAGAAAAUAUUCCAGAUGAUGAAACAGCUAUAUUAGAAUAUGAAUUGAAAAGAAAACGUCCUAAAAUGGAAACACCCAAAACUGUUAACACAAUGUUUACAAAUAAUAUUAUAAAUUUGGAAAAAUUAAAUAAUGAUUAUCCUAUAAAUAUAUUAUUUAAACUAUUAGAUUCUUCUUUAUAUUUGACUUCGAAAAAAUUAAUAAGUCAUUUAUUAUCAGUCAUAUAUAACAUUUUAAUAAAUUCUGCAAAAAAAGAAUAUGCAUAUGCAAACUUUACAAAAUGGAUAUAUGCCGAAAAUUUACAAUAUAUAAUUACCAAUGCAGAAGAACUCAUACAAAAUGAUAAUACAGAUGCUAACGCAUAUGGCUCCGAAAUAAUAGCUAGCAACACAAAUGGAAAAAAUGAAAACAAUGAUAGUAAUAUAAAGGAUAAUCAAAACAAUGAAGACAAUAAUGAAGGAAAUGCUUAUACAUCAUCGAAUAAGGACAAAAAAGAAAAAGAGAAAAAUUCCAACUUAAAUGAAUUCUAUCAUAAUAAUAAUACAGCAUCAAAAAUUAAUAAAGAACUAUUAUUAAAUAUAAAGAAUAUAAAACCAAAUGAAUUUGAAAAAAAUGAUUACACAUUAAAACCAUAUUAUUUAUUAGAAAUUAUAUCGAUAAAUGCAAUAUCCAAUUUAAGUAAAUUAAUAUGUAAUUAUAAAACAAACUUUUUAUGGAUAAAUAGUAAUAAUAAUUUAGAACAAGCACAUAAACAAGAUAUUUCAUUAUUAAUACAAAUUGCUGUCAUAUUUUUUUCACAUUAUAAAUUAAAACGACAAAUUAUCCAAACCUUAAAAUAUCAUACACAUAUAUUAAUAAAAAGAAUAAUAUAUGAUUUAAAUAAGAUUGUAAACUCUAUUAAUAAUAAAACAUUCAACUUAUAUUCAAUUGAUCAUUCCGACAGUUUAGAACAAAAACUAAUUGCAUUGUAUAGGGUAAUUACAAUAUUGUUUAAUGCACCUUCUGUAAUUGACAGUUUAACGACCAAAAAACAAAAAAAAAAUAUUCCAAAACCUAAUAGUGAAAAUGAAAACUCUAAAUUAGACAAUCCAACAGAUUCCAAUUCUCAAAAUAAUAACCAAACACCCAACAAUGAAACUUCUAAUAUUGCAAAUGAUAACACUGAAAUUAAUGAUGCUACCUCAGAAUCAAAUAAAAAAAACAAACUCGAAAAUGAUGAUGCUACUAAUGAGAAUGAAAAUAAUAAAAUAAAUGAAGAAUCGAAAUUUGAUAUAUGCGCUGAUUUUUUCCUUUCAAUUAAUAUCGAUUUAUUAUGGGAAGAAUUUAAUAAAACAAUGCAGGUUAUAAAUAAUUCCUUAAUUGAUAAAAAUUAUAAAUUUAAAUGUAAUAAUGAAACGAAGAAUGAAAAUAUCGAUCCUCAAAAUAACAACUUUAACCUUCCUGAUAAAAAUAUAUUUUUCCAUAAUAAUUUGGAUAGCGACAUAACAAAACAUGAACAAAAUGAAGGAGUAGAAAAUUCUCAAAGAAAUGAAAAUGAUCAAAAUGAUGAACAAGAUGAUGAAAAAAAAAAAGAAAAUAGUGAUGAACCACCUCCAACUAUAUUAAACUAUUUAUUACCUUUGAUGGAAGCAUAUUUAUUUAUAGAAGAAGUUAUACUUGUUUCACAAUAUAAAUUACGAAAAUUUAAAGAUUUAGAAAAAAAAGUAGCUAACUUAAAUAUUGAAAGCAUAAAAAUAAAUGAAAAACUAGCUUAUGAAGAUUAUCCAUUUUAUAUAAGUAUAUAUAAUAAAAAGAACAUGAAACAAAAUGAUUACCAUAUGAACGAAUUUGAAAUGUUUAAAGAAAAUUAUUAUGACGAAGAAAAUGACCAAGAUGAAAAUAAUGAAUAUAUACAAAUAAAACUUGAAGAUCAAGGACAAAUAAGUAAUAGACAUAAAAAAUUAAUACAAUUUGUAUAUAUAAAUAGAAGAGUUAUUAACAGUUUGAUAAAACAAACACCUAUAUUAUUACAUCAUAACUUUAAAUCAUUAAUAAAAUUAACUUCAUCAUGUAUAAACUUUGAAAAUAAAAGACUAUAUUUACGAAAAAAAUUAAAAUAUUUAAAAUCAGGAGCUAGAAGUGAGCCAAUAAAAUUAAAUAUAAGAAGAGAAAAAGUAUUUACUGAUUCAUAUUAUCAAUUAAGAAAUAAAUCAGGUAAUGAUUUAAAGGGAAAAUUAGUAGUUACAUUUAAAAAUGAAGAAGGUGUAGAUGCAGGAGGAUUAACAAGAGAAUGGUAUUCCAUUUUAGCUAAAGAAAUAUUUAAUCCUAAUUAUGCCUUAUUUUGUAGAGAAGGAGAAAAAUGUGAAUUUAAUCAUCCAAACCCUUUAUCAUAUAUUAAUCCAGAUCAUUUACAUUUUUUUAAAUUUGUUGGGAAAUUUAUUGCUAAAGCUAUAUAUGAUGGGCAAGUUAUUGAUGCUUAUUUCUGUAGAUCUUUUUAUAAACAUAUGCUUGGAAGAAAAAUAUUACCAGCAGAUGCUGAAUCAGUUGAUCCUGAAUUUUAUAAAAGCUUAAUACAAAUAUCACAAUAUAAAUUAGAAGAUUUAAAUUUAGAAAUUAAUUUUAGUACUGAAAUAGAUGAAUUUGGUAAAACGAAAAUUAUAGAUCUAAUACCUAAUGGAAGAAAUAUACCUGUAACAGAUGAAAAUAAACAUAAAUAUAUCGAACUAUUAUGUGAACUAAAAGUUACAAAUAGUAUAAAAGAACAAUUAGAAGCAUUUAUGGAUGGUUUCAAAGAGCUAAUACAACCUAAACUUAUAUCUAUAUUUGAUGAUAAAGAAUUGGAACUAUUAAUUAGUGGUAUACCAACUAUAGAUUUAAAUGAUUUAAAAGAAAAUGUAGAAUAUCAUAAUUACACACCUAAUUCUAUUCAAAUUAUUUGGCUAUGGGAAGUAUUAGAAGAAUUUGAUGAAAAUAAAAAAGCAUCAUUUUUACAAUUUGUUACUGGAACAAGUAGAGUACCUUUAGGAGGAUUUAAAAAUCUAAUGGGUAUGAGAGGAGAACAAAAAAUGAUUAUAUACAAAGCUUAUGGAGAAGAUAGAUUGCCAACUGCUCAUACUUGCUUUAAUCAACUUGAUUUACCAGAAUACUCUUCUAAAGAAUGUCUAAGAAGUAAAUUAAUAAGAGCCAUUAUGGAAGGAAAGGAGGGUUUCGGAUUUAUUUAA
Messenger RNA from Plasmodium vinckei vinckei, 21573 nucleotides. Its product is annotated as E3 ubiquitin-protein ligase, putative. The transcript has a single exon. Bases 1 to 21573 code for a protein of 7190 amino acids. NCBI's taxonomy places the organism in Eukaryota, Apicomplexa, Aconoidasida, Haemosporida, Plasmodiidae. The record is from RefSeq and is a predicted model, not a curated record. Gene Ontology annotation, molecular function: ubiquitin-protein transferase activity. Gene Ontology annotation, biological process: positive regulation of protein catabolic process; proteasome-mediated ubiquitin-dependent protein catabolic process; protein polyubiquitination.